AUGGACUCCAUGAAUACAUGGAAUGGAAUUGAUGAUGGGGAGGGAGUACAUGGGGGGGGGGGGGGGGGGGGGGGUGGGGGGGGUAGCUCCGGGGGGGGCGGAUGUUGGCGGGGGGGGGGGGGGAGGGGAGGGGGGGGGUGGGGGGGGGGGGGGUGGGGAGGGGGGGGGGGGGGGGGGGGGGGGGGGCGGGGGGGGGGAGGGCAGGGGGGGGAGCAGAUGGGGAGGGGGGCGGAGGGGGUAGGGGUGAGCGGGGGGGAGGGGGGGGGGGGGGGGGGGCUGUUGCGGGAGGGGGGGGGUGGUGGGGGGGGGGGGGGGCGGCGGGUGGGGGGGGGGGGGGGGGGGGGGGGGGGGAGAAAAGCGAGUUAUAGAAAAGCCUGA
Messenger RNA from Dicrocoelium dendriticum, 378 nucleotides. The record is from the annotation of a GenBank genome assembly. NCBI's taxonomy places the organism in Eukaryota, Metazoa, Platyhelminthes, Trematoda, Plagiorchiida, Dicrocoeliidae.